AUGGAAAGCGAGGAAAUCUCGGAUUAUUCUGACCUUACAGCCGGGCAGUACGAGGGACAAGUGUUGAAACGCGAGAGAAAUUACAAAUGGACUCCUUACUGGUGCGUGUUGUACGGCCGCCAAUUGACCUUCUACGAGAGCAGCGAGAAAAUCAGCGUCGUAGGUCGGAUUGAAAUCCAGCCUGGAAGCACAUGCGAUAAGGGACAGUCUACAGGGGAAAUUGCCGAGCGAUUUCGGCGAGAUUAUUCCAAGCUCAGUAAAUACUCACUUAGACUCAAAACGAAGAAAGGAACUCAUUUGUUUACAUACGAAAAUGUCAAAGAGCAGACGCGUUGGCAAAUCGCGAUGAACAAUGCGUCGCAAAUAAACGCCAGCGGUGUACGACUUUCGUGGAUCCCUACGCCAUUUUCGAUCGUCAAUUCGCCCGAAGCAGUGGAACAGAAACGGUUGAGUCUCUCGCGGACCCCUCGUGACCCAAACGCAAACAUUCAACAGAAUACGGAAGAGGUGCAAAUAACGACGGUUUCUAAUUUUAACUCUCAAUUACAGUCUGUGGAAAUUUCAUGUGGUGCUGCAAUAAAAUUCAGUAAAAAAUGGUUUUCCCGAAAAAUAUCAGAUCGAAAUGUUUCAAGUGAUCAAAGCAAAGAACCAGCUAUCAACGCAGGUGUAGCCAGUACCUCAGAAUCCAAAGAUAGAAAAACAUUGUCUGAGAAUGAAAAAAGUUCUCCUAGCCAAUUUGAAGGAAAGAUUGAUGACCGUAGACCAUUCAGCAAGCCUGGAGAAAACUAUCACUACACCAAGGGAAAUGUACUUCCAAACACGGAAGACAAAACAUUCGAAUACAAGGCAUUGACAGGAGAAACUGCACUAAAACUACCAUGGAAAAUUAUGGAAAGAGCAAAAAAGUUCAUCUGUGGCAUUCUAAAUGGUGGUGAGCGGGGAAUAAUAUACUUUGGAAUUGGAGAUUCAUAUGAUAAAACAACCAAUUAUAAACGCGGCGAGAUCAUUGGUUUGGAAGUCAAAGGCUUUAGGGACGAAAUAACCCAAGCAUACCAAAGAACAUUGGGCGAUCACAUCAAGAGUGAUAAUGGUAAGAUGACGACAGGUGGUGACAUGAAUUGUAUUAAUAUACAUUUUGUUCCGGUAUGGGAAUCAGGAAAACGAACAGCACGCUAUGUUAUUGAGAUUGAAGUGAAGCGAGAAUGGAUGUUCUGUAAAGAUUUUGUAUACUACUUUCAGAAAUGGACUGAAAAAAGAGAAGGACGAAAUAGUGAGAAAAGUGGACUGCACGAUUUGUACAAGGUGGAGAAAGACAAGUGGGAAGAUCCUGCAAUUAGGACUUGUGGAUCAUCAGAGUCUGUUAAAGCAAUUGAUACGGUAAAGCAAGUGAAAGAACCACUUUCGCAGAAGUACAGAGAAUGGCAAGAAAAUACGAAAGCCAAACAACAGAAGGAAGCACUCAAUACAAGAGAAGAUUUGAACAUUCAAACGCUCAGCGUUAAUGUCAGAAAGAGUUUGAGAGAACUUAAUUACAAAGAAAAUAGCUAUAUUCUGAUAGCCAACAGGGUUACUCCAGAAUACAGAGGAUCAAAUACAAUCUCGUUUCUUAAGAAAAUCCCUUGGAUUGCAGUGUUUGACCUUUUCGAUUUACAAACAGAAAAGGAUGGCCUGUAUUAUAUUCUUAAUGAAACAAAUGAUUGUUUAAGGCCAAGCAUGAAGUAUCUGGACGAUUUUAAAGAUCCGAAGGUCAAUGAAUCAAUCUUGAAAGUUGACACCACGUGGAUAGUUCGGACAAAGGAGAUGCAUGAAAGCAGCUGGACCAUGUUCUCUAAAAAUUCUCUGUACAAAGCGUUGUCGGCCUAUAGUGAAACCCCUACUGGCCGAGUCCACUGUGUAUUUCUCGUAUUGAGUAAUGACAAUUUGCAAGAAAUGGCUGAUAUCGUCGAUUCCUCAUUUAGUAUUAUUGGAAGUGAUGCUAACAAGCAUAUUAGUAUAAUAACUGAAAGAAAAGAACUGGGAACUCAAAUGGUCAAAUCCUUAAAACAUGAUAUAAGUAAGAACGUGAAACCUCCUUGUUCUAUCUUUGGUAUACAAUUUAAUUUGUUGAAAGAUAUCAUAAAAGGACUACUUGGACCAAUUGGGUUGGACGAUCCAGAUGCAACAACAGAACUACCUUACUUAGCUAGAAGACUGCGUCCUGUACUUAGCAAGAGAAUCAAAUCGUUGACGGACCUUGAGGUUUAUAUCCCGCAUCCAGAUCUAAGUAGUGAAUUAGAGGACAUAAAGAAAGCCAAGGAAAGCUUCUAUAUGGGGAAUGCCAUCAGUCAAAUGAAUCUCUUUCACAAGGACGCCAUUGAACGAACGUUGGAAACGAAGCUGAUACGCUGCAUUGACGAGCAUCUACAAGAAUUACAAAAUUUUUCGUCAGACAUGGAAACAGUGGAGCAAUAUACAGAAACGGUCACCCUGAAUUAUGAAUCUGGUUCAGGUGCAACGACACUUGGCAGGCAGAUACUAUGGAAGAAGAAAGAGGAGUACAGAUGCGCAGUUGUAAAAAAGAUCAGCGAGAAAACAGAAUACCAGAUCAGCCAAUUGCAAAAAUUUUUGUACGAAACACUGGACACAAACCCUGCGCACAUACCUCCAGUUUUAAUACUGGUCGAUAAUUUUCCAGAGAAGCAAGUGCAUCACCUAAGCGACCUGUUAUCAAAGAAUAAAACCAAAUGCGUACUGUUGACUACCACACCACUCGAUAAGUCGACGGGAAAUCAGGCUAACGAUUUCACUCUUGGAAAGUUAGAUAACACCGAAAUAGACAGAGUUCGAGGAGUUCUCAGUACCUUGGAAAGCGAGCGAGCAAAAGAGGCAGUUAAAGUGCUGGAUCGUGAGAGAAGAUUUGUAUGGCUUGGACUGGAACUUUUUGGUCGCAAAUAUGCUGAAAUUAAACCUCGCCUCUCGAAACACAUUUUACAGGUACUAUCCCGAAGUCUAAAUGACCAGUUAAACGAUGCCUACGAGAUGAUUCUUCAGUUCUGCUGUUUGCUAUACUAUUACAGCAAAAGGCGAGCUAUCUACCCACAACCUUGCGUCGAAGAAAUCCUGUACUACCGGGGAGGUCUAAAGACUAAUGAAGAGAGAAAGAUUGACAAAAUUCAUGACAAAUUUGGGGGUAUACUCCUUGACGAACGCAAUGAGUCAGUGGGAUAUCAUGGAUGGAGACCAGCCCACUCUCUUGUCGGGGAAGUUGUAAGAGAAGAAAUUGAUCUUUUCAAAACUGCGAAAAAAAUGGUGGAAGAAAUGAAUACAGGCCUAGGAAGAGCAUAUGUGUGGAAAUUUUUAAUCGACGACACUGUUUCUGUUUUACUACAACGUGAUAUGAUAGCUGAAAAUCCGUCCGAUAUUGAAAAUGAGGGAAUUGAAGACGAAUUCCUUGAAAUACCGGAAGUAAGAACAAAAUAUUCGCAAUUAAUUUUAGAUAUCUUACCAAACCAAGAAGACCAACAUGUGAAAAAUGCACUCGACCUUUUAAUCACAUUAAGUGAAGAAGUCACAACCAUUCAUCAUAAAGCACAUACGUUACAACAAAUUGCCAGGAUGUUUGCAUACGAAAUAGGAAUGAACUGUAUUCCUAAAGAAAUUUUUCCUCUCGUCGAAAGAGUGAAUGUAAUUAUCAAUCGAGAUAAUAGCUCCAUUGUUUCGCCAGAAAUUGGAUUCGAUAUUGCCCACAGAGUAAUAGAUGAAGCAACCAAACUGCAACAAUCUUAUAUCCAUCACCUCGUAACCAAAGCGACAUUCUAUAGGCUGAAGCUUAAAUACCUGUAUCACAAUAAUGGUCACGACAUAAAUGAGCUAAAACUGGUCAUCGAAGAAGCGAUAAAUACUACAAAGAAAGGUAUUGAUCUGUAUGAAAAUGCAUUAAAGGAUAAGAACCGUGACAGUUAUCUUUAUGGUAUUAUUGGAAAAAUCCAAACAAUUGUUGUUCUUGUAAUGAUGUUCAAAAAGCUGCCAUUUUUUGCUCAGCAUCCGAACGGGCAAGAUGAAAGCUUCAAACGAUAUGUCACCUUUAAAAAAAAUCCGGAUGAACUGGGAACAGUAAUAACUGAGGAAAACAAUGAUUACUUUAUUUCCCUAUUAAACACUGCCGUUCAGCUUCUAAACGACUUCCUCGGAGAAAUACAGAUCCGUCGUAAGCUUUCUUAUAAAGCACAUGAAAGAAAGAAAUUAGAAAAUGCGAAAAUUAGGGCAAUGAAGCUACGCACAAGGUUUUAUGAAGUGACAAAUCUGGAUAGAACAAAUUUCGACCAGGGAGUCGUAUUGAAUGAAGAAAUUGUUAACGACCUUUUGUACAAGAACCACGAAUCGCCUUUCAGUUCGUGGAUGAGACUUACUCCGGACAUAAUUGAAAAUAUAUAUCAAUUAUUGAGCAACGCCAUUCCGAAUGAAACAAGCAGCCACAAUGCAAUGCUAACAUGUGCUAAAGCAGCCUUGCAACAAUAUAACACCUUCGAUAGUUUAUCCCAACUAGUUAAAGAGUGGUGCAAAAAGUACCCAGAUUCAGAAUGGGCUCACAUGUUUAGCUACAUGCUUCACUUUCCAGUGCCAAACGGUUCGCUCAAGACAGAUGUAGCAGUCGUUAAAAGUUCAGUUGCGGUAUGUCGAAAACGAUUCCAGGGAUCAAAUCCUGGAUAUCGUCGAUCUGGGGCUGAAUACCUUCUGGGAAAAGGCAUCGGUUUGAAAUCGAUCAUCCCUCCACAUCACGUCGUCAGCCAAGACGCGGAUGAACCGAAAAUAGCGAUUUCUCGUAGCAGAUAUGUAAAGCUUGAAACAGAAUUUUGGCGUAGCAAAAUCGUCUACGAAAAACUCGAACGUUUAAGCGGGAAAAAGAAUCUUCAGAAAAGGGGCGUGUUAGAUUACAGAGGAAUUGAAAUCCCAUUCGAUAAUGACAGAUAUCCGCAUGAAAGUCGAGAUGAACUGUGGUUUUGUCUUGGAUUCACAAUCACUGGGCCCUACGCGUACGACCCUAUCGACAAGGAUACCUACAAUGAAAUUCGAGAGAAGUUCAAAAAUGAUGAUGCCAGGGGGUUACCUCAAAAAAACGGAAGCUCGAAGGGCCCAAGCCAUGCAUGGCAGUUCGGAGACUCGCACAAGAAAUCAGUUUUAGCAUCGAAAGCUAAAACAGCCAUCCGGAAACAAAUUGCAACGCCAAAUCCAGGUAACAAUGGUCGGAAGGAAAUACACAGGACUGCUGCUACUGGAAGCCAAGCAUUACAACAAAAGGGUGAAAAUCACAAAACGUUUGAAAAAUCCCUAAUGACUGGUGCCGCUAUGUCGUCAAGAGACCCUCAACAAAACACCAGCAGCAUGGAAGAAGCGUGGAAAAAAAAUACAAAUUUCAGAAAAAGAACUGUAAAAACCAAAGAAGGUGAAAAAGACUUCCCUCCCAAAUACAUUGAUCCGAAAACUGGAAGAGUACAUCAUGGAGCCCAAGUUCAAGGAGCUCCAAAAUCGGUUGAAUGUUUGAAACACAAGUCAUCUUCCAAAGAAACAUUUUCCAAAUCUUGUACAUUUGCCCACACAUGGAGGAACGAUCCAGUUGUACAAACUAUAUGCGAUCAUUGUACAAACAACGGGUUGCACUUUUGCAACAAAAAAGAGCAUAAGGAAAGAUACCAUUAUAAUCUUGGACAAUUCUUGAUAGCAAAGUGAAUGAAAAUUACGCACAAUAAAUUACAGAUAUAAAGCAAAAAAACAUUUCAACACUGACCUGGUACAACUACAUACAUAACAUGGUCAGGUAUGUUAAUACCGUAAACAAGAAAUGAUCAAUCAGCAUGUGAUCAAUCAAGAAUUAUAGACAUCUAAAUAAACAAUACUGUUAUCUGACAAAUACCAAAGGAAAUGCACAUAAAAAAUUUGAUCAAUACUGAACAAUAUAUGAAUUCAACAGCAUCUGAUCAAUACCAAAAGACAUAUUAACUAAUUCCUAAGAACCUCGAUCAAAAGCAACGGCCAACAUCCAAUCAUAUAUUGAUGAUAUAUAUAAUCACCGAAGUGUCAUACUCUCAUUAGCCAUCUUAAAUGGAAAGACCUUGGGAACUAUUUACAGGCAGCAAACUUGCCAACAAAAAACUUUGAACUCCAAGAGACGUGCAUGAAAAGACAAUGGUGUUUCGAAGAUGACCCUUCACAUUUGCACUCCUAAUCUGACCUGCUAAGCAUAAUCGAUUGUGGAAAAUAUUCGAUUAGGGUAGUCAGUCAUUUAGUUUGCCAUUAAAUGUAAAAUGUCUUGAACAAUUGUGCAACAUAUAUAAUGCAAGAGUAUUGAAUUAAGCCUUUUCAGAACUAGCAGCAUGAUGAUUACAAAACAAUUAUGGACUAAUUAAUGCAUGAAAUUAUGAUUGAAGUAUGGUACUUUGAAAAGUAGAUUAAUAAUUAACAAUUACAACAAUAACUUAUGUUUGAAGAGUAAUAAUGAUAAAAAUAUAAACUUUAAUACAGCAAUUA
Dendronephthya gigantea is the source of this 6504-nucleotide messenger RNA. Its product is annotated as sterile alpha motif domain-containing protein 9-like. The transcript is spliced from 7 exons. The record is from RefSeq and is a predicted model, not a curated record. Gene Ontology annotation, cellular component: cytoplasm. The coding region runs from base 1 to 5706 and encodes 1901 amino acids. NCBI's taxonomy places the organism in Eukaryota, Metazoa, Cnidaria, Anthozoa, Malacalcyonacea, Nephtheidae.